GUGGUUGGUGUGGUCACGUGAUUAUGCGCGAGCACCGGAGUGAUGUUUACGUUUGUGUUUACACGUUUACAGCGUUUACCCAUUUACAGUACCAUAACAGUGCACGUUGCUAUCACAUAAACGUUUAUGCCAUGCUUACACCGUUUACACCGUUUACACCAUCUACCGCCGGACACCUGAGUUCAGCGUUUAACCGUUAGCCAGUUUGGCGAACGGUGGUUUAGCGCUGGCCGUUCUCUGUUCAGGCCGUUCAGUCGUAUCAACGCGGCUAGGUUGCUUCCCGUUUUUUGUUUUCGCUGUACGCGUUAUUCGCAUUAAGUGCAACAUGGAGAAAGGGCAACAAUUCUCGAGUUUUGCGGAGCUGGCCACGGCGAUAGCAGAGUUCCAAGACGCCAACUUCGUCCAAUUUUGGAUCAACUCCAGCAGAACGAUUGCCGGGGCGAGGAAGAAAGGAGUAAAGCGUCACAUCAACGAGGAACUGGUCUACACCGAAAUCACCUAUUCCUGUACGCACGGAGGGCGGAAGUACAAGUCGCAAUCCACGGGAGCUCGACCCAACCAGAGGACGUACAGGAUUGGCUGCACUGCCAUGAUCCGGGCAGUUGCCUCGAAAGACGGAAAGCACCUCGUGAUCACGGUCAUGGACAAUGAACAUCAGCAUCCAGUGAGCGAGGCUUGCUACAGGCAGUUCCCGAAGCAGCGGCGACUGGCCGGCGACCCGCGUCGGGAAGCUCGAAGAGUGCUUGCUCUCAUGGCCAACAAGACUGUGGAUGGCGCCGGGAACAUACUCCGCUUGAGCAACCACAACACGAAGACAGCAAUGACACUAGAGCAGUUGCAGGGCCUCGCCCUUGAUGCUAUCGCGACACAGGUACGAAGCACCGGAGGCACCAUGGAAAUCCUAGUCACGAUGGACAAUGCGGUAGUAGGGGUCUUCUACCAGGACGAAGAGAUGAAAAGUACUUUCGCGAGCUAUGCCGAAGUACUGUUCGUGGAUGCUGUCCGGAGGACCGGCGAGAGGAGGACGCCUCUGCACGUGGUGGCCACGGAAGAUUCCAACGGAGAAGUGCAGGUCGUAGCACUCUUGCUCUGCGCGGAGGAGGAUGAAGAAACCGUCAGGGCCGUGUUCCAGCGUCUCCGGGUCCACUGCGACCAGACGGACAAGACACAGACCAUUGUGACGGACAGGGACUGCAUCUUGAGGAAGGUUCUGGGAGAGAUCUUCCCCAAUGCCGAGCAGAUCAUCUGCCCAUUCUACGUGCUCCACAGUUUCAAGAGGGACGUGACCAUGGACAAGAUGGGCAUCAGCUCCCAGCAGAGGACCCACCUGCUGAAAAUCCUUCGGUCCAUGUGCUUCGCGGACGGUGAGGAGGACUACGGCAAGAAGCUGGAGGCCCUGGAGGCGACACUGUGCCCAAAGGUGCUGGACUACUUCCUGUCUAACUGGCACGACGUCCGCGCCGAGUGGGUGCAGGGACUCCAGCAGACGACCAGGCUGGGCAACCGGACUACCAACAGGGUGGAGUCUGUCAACCAGAAGAUCACUAUGGCGGUGCUCCGGUACGAGUCGUUGCCGCAGCUCUUUGAAGACCUGAUGGUUGUCACGAUGGGCCUCCGCAUCGAGCGGGACCAGCGGGCGACUGCGGUACUCAUGAAGACGUGUACCGUUCCAAACAGCACGGAUGACGAACUCAACUUUUGCAAGCUGCUCACGCCCUACGCCUUCAAGGGGGUAUCUCAGCAGCUCAAUGCCGCAAAGACCAUGACGACCGUUGAAGAUCCGACGGCGUCGUGUGAGUCCUGCACGUGUCGCUUUGCAAGGUCAGUCCAGUUGCCCUGCAGACACAUCUUCUUCCUGAGAAAACAGAACAGCUUUCCCCUGUUCUUCCCCAAAGGCAUCGCUGCUCGCUGGACAAGAGACUACUACCAACGAGCCUGCCGGCUUUUCACAGACAGCGAUGAAGUCUUUGCAUCUGUGGAGAUGUGCGACAUCUCGGUCAUGGGACAAAGAACCCUAUCUCAAGUGCAGAAAUACCGAGAAGUGAGCACGCUGCUCUUGCAGGUGUCGGCUAGGAUAGCCGGACUUGCGAUGACAAAGUAUGAGAGGUAUCUGGACGUGAUCAAACAGCUGAGGUAUGCAAUAGAAAAGGGCCAAGAUGUCUCCCUAGCUGAUUCCGAGCCUGACAGCGAAACCCUCUUACCGUGGGAAUGAUGAAAGGAGCCUUACUGAUGUAGCUCACGGCUCAAAGGUUUUUUGCUGCAAGGUUUUUUUGUUUGUUUGUGAAAGGGCAACUUGUCUCAAUUUAGAAGAUUUUGGGAUAAUGGUUGAAUUCGCAAUAAAAAGCCCUAGUAAAAGACACUAUGUCAUUUGCUUCUCA
Molecule: messenger RNA, 2378 nt
Organism: Ixodes scapularis (black-legged tick)
Lineage: Eukaryota; Metazoa; Arthropoda; Arachnida; Ixodida; Ixodidae
Exons: 4
Coding region: 326-2212 (628 amino acids)
Molecular function (GO): zinc ion binding
Source: RefSeq, a predicted model, not a curated record